Molecule: messenger RNA, 550 nt
Organism: Bipolaris sorokiniana ND90Pr
Lineage: Eukaryota; Fungi; Ascomycota; Dothideomycetes; Pleosporales; Pleosporaceae
Exons: 1
Coding region: 265-453 (62 amino acids)
Source: RefSeq, a predicted model, not a curated record
CAGACGAGCAAUUGCAGCUGAUGCAGUAUCCAGCAUUCGCGCCCAUUUCUGCGUGCAACACCAGCCGGCCCAUGUCUUAGCUGCGCAUUCCCCAUAUCACCACCACCACCAUCCGGCCAGCCUGGCCUCUUUGCGCACUUGAGCAAUGCACCCCCACGGGCAAAGGACGAGUGAACGGUGAAGGCUAGCAACGCUUUCGCUACGUCACAACACGCGCUGCCAUUCCACGUGCAAAUCAACAAAAAAAAGUAAAAAACGAACAACAUGAGCGGCAAGGGCUGGUGGAACAACGCCCUCUCUGGCCUCGAGUCGCGGCUCGACACUAUCCUGGCCGAAGAUGGCUCUACAGGCCCAAGGCCGGCGGCGGCGACAGACGGCGCAGCCAGGGCCGACGGCACAGACAAAGCGGCGGCGGCCGUGGACAAGAAGCUGGUGGUGGAAGCUGGUGGGUAGCCCCAGAGGCCCGAGGUAGCAGCAAGCUCCGUGGAUGCUAAUGGCCCAGAAGCCUCGCGGAACCCGUCACGAAGCAGACCAAACUCCCGACUCCAGG